Dipodomys ordii (Ord's kangaroo rat) is the source of this 3118-nucleotide messenger RNA. It is a transcript of the gene Cul1, whose product is annotated as cullin 1. The record is from RefSeq and is a predicted model, not a curated record. Gene Ontology annotation, biological process: protein ubiquitination; SCF-dependent proteasomal ubiquitin-dependent protein catabolic process. Gene Ontology annotation, molecular function: ubiquitin protein ligase binding. The coding region runs from base 292 to 2622 and encodes 776 amino acids. NCBI's taxonomy places the organism in Eukaryota, Metazoa, Chordata, Mammalia, Rodentia, Heteromyidae. The transcript has 22 exons. Gene Ontology annotation, cellular component: SCF ubiquitin ligase complex.
CUGUACUCCCAACUCCUGAAGAGGCUGUGAUGGAAAAAUUCCUGGAGUCCUGGACUGUGAGGUCAGCCUGGGCACAUCUCACAGAAACAAAACAGUAACCCUCUAAAAGCUGUCAUUUGUAUGCUGGCAGGUUUGCCUGCAAUGAAAUUUCAUUCUUUACACUUAAAAGACAUCCUUUCUGAACUGCUGUGAAUAAAUUUGGAAUGAUACUGUAUAUUUUCAACUAAUGGAGAAUUAGCCGUGUCUUGAACAAGGAUUGCUGCACUGGACAACUUCAGAACCUUAUUCACAAUGUCAUCAAACAGGAGUCAGAAUCCCCAUGGACUGAAGCAGAUUGGCCUUGACCAGAUUUGGGAUGACCUCAGAGCUGGAAUCCAGCAAGUAUAUACCAGACAAAGUAUGGCGAAGUCUAGAUAUAUGGAACUGUACACUCAUGUUUAUAACUACUGUACUAGUGUACACCAGUCCAAUCAAGCACGGGGGGCUGGAGUCCCUCCUUCCAAGUCGAAAAAGGGGCAGACACCUGGAGGAGCUCAGUUUGUUGGGUUGGAGCUGUACAAACGACUCAAGGAAUUUUUGAAGAAUUACUUGACAAAUCUUCUUAAGGAUGGAGAGGAUUUGAUGGAUGAGAGCGUACUGAAAUUCUAUACCCAGCAGUGGGAAGACUACCGAUUCUCCAGCAAAGUACUAAAUGGAAUCUGUGCCUACCUCAAUAGACAUUGGGUCCGCCGUGAAUGUGAUGAAGGACGGAAAGGAAUAUAUGAAAUCUAUUCGCUUGCAUUGGUGACCUGGAGAGAUUGUCUGUUCAGGCCAUUGAAUAAACAGGUAACAAAUGCUGUCUUAAAACUGAUUGAAAAAGAAAGAAAUGGUGAAACCAUCAAUACAAGACUGAUUAGUGGAGUUGUACAAUCUUACGUGGAAUUGGGGCUGAAUGAAGAUGAUGCAUUUGCAAAGGGCCCUACGUUAACAGUGUAUAAAGAAUCCUUUGAAUCUCAAUUUUUGGCUGACACAGAGAGAUUUUAUACCAGAGAGAGUACUGAAUUCUUGCAGCAGAACCCAGUUACUGAAUAUAUGAAAAAGGCAGAGGCUCGUCUGCUUGAGGAACAGCGAAGAGUACAGGUUUAUCUUCAUGAGAGCACACAGGAUGAACUAGCAAGGAAAUGUGAACAGGUCCUCAUCGAAAAACACUUGGAGAUUUUCCACACAGAGUUCCAGAAUUUGCUGGAUGCUGACAAGAAUGAAGAUUUGGGCCGUAUGUAUAAUCUUGUAUCUAGAAUCCAGGAUGGCCUAGGAGAAUUGAAAAAACUGCUGGAAACACACAUUCAUAAUCAGGGUCUUGCAGCAAUUGAGAAGUGUGGCGAAGCCGCAUUAAAUGACCCUAAAAUGUAUGUACAGACUGUGCUGGAUGUUCAUAAAAAAUACAACGCCCUGGUGAUGUCGGCAUUUAACAAUGAUGCUGGCUUUGUGGCUGCACUUGAUAAGGCUUGUGGUCGCUUCAUAAACAACAAUGCGGUUACCAAAAUGGCGCAGUCAUCCAGUAAAUCCCCAGAGUUGCUGGCUCGAUACUGUGACUCCUUGUUAAAGAAAAGUUCCAAGAACCCAGAAGAGGCAGAAUUAGAAGACACGCUCAAUCAAGUGAUGGUCGUGUUCAAGUACAUAGAGGACAAGGAUGUGUUCCAGAAGUUCUAUGCAAAGAUGCUGGCCAAGAGACUUGUGCACCAGAACAGUGCGAGUGACGAUGCUGAGGCGAGCAUGAUCUCCAAGCUGAAGCAAGCUUGUGGUUUUGAGUAUACCUCCAAACUUCAACGAAUGUUUCAAGACAUUGGUGUAAGCAAAGAUUUGAAUGAACAGUUCAAAAAGCACCUAACAAAUUCUGAACCACUCGACUUGGAUUUCAGUAUUCAAGUUCUGAGUUCCGGGUCAUGGCCCUUUCAACAAUCUUGCACAUUCGCCUUGCCAUCCGAGUUGGAGCGCAGUUACCAGCGGUUCACAGCCUUCUAUGCCAGCCGGCACAGUGGCAGAAAGUUGACAUGGUUGUAUCAGUUAUCUAAAGGAGAAUUGGUAACAAACUGCUUCAAAAACAGAUACACUUUGCAGGCGUCCACGUUCCAGAUGGCGAUCCUGCUUCAGUACAACACGGAGGACGCCUACACCGUGCAACAGCUCACCGACAGCACGCAGAUCAAAAUGGACAUUUUGGCACAAGUCCUACAGAUCUUAUUGAAGUCCAAGUUACUGGUCUUAGAAGAUGAAAAUGCAAAUGUUGAUGAAGUGGAAUUGAAGCCAGAUACCUUAAUAAAGCUAUUUCUUGGUUAUAAAAAUAAGAAAUUAAGGGUUAACAUCAAUGUGCCAAUGAAAACUGAGCAGAAGCAGGAACAAGAAACCACGCACAAGAACAUCGAGGAAGACCGCAAGCUCUUGAUUCAGGCGGCCAUCGUGAGAAUCAUGAAGAUGAGGAAGGUCCUAAAACACCAGCAGCUCCUGGGCGAAGUCCUCACGCAGCUGUCCUCCAGGUUCAAGCCUCGGGUCCCCGUGAUCAAGAAAUGCAUCGACAUUCUCAUUGAGAAAGAAUAUUUGGAGCGAGUUGAUGGUGAAAAGGACACCUACAGUUACUUGGCUUAACACUUCUAGAAGGGUCUGUGGGACCCACAGAAAUUAGUUCCAGUGGAGAGGAGAGCAACUCGAGUUCAUAGCAGCCAGCCUGCCGCCACGUGGGCCUCCCUUGAUAAACGGAGUCCCGGGCUCCCAUCAGCUGGUCCCGGACUUUCAGCAGAACUGCUCAGGACUGACACAUUUCAAGUCUGUAAAUACAACACCAACGCCAUUUAACCUAAUUUAAGAACCGAGGGGAAGUGACUUCCAUGCUGAGGGCUGCAUGCGUCUGCUUUUAAAUCAAUCCCCUGGCCGCCUGGUUCCAGCUGCCACUGAGCAGCGCCUUGCGCCAGCUGAACGGACCCGCUGUGAUCUGCUAUGAAAACCCAUUUGUAUAGUGUGUUUCAUUUUUUAAUGUGUGAAAAUAAAGAAAAUUAAAGGAUUUCUGUACAAGUUGCAUUUGGUUUUGUUUUGAGUUUUGCUAAUUUCUAUAUGUAAAUAAAAGAUUUAAUGAUUGUGCAACUUU